Messenger RNA from Fomitopsis serialis, 887 nucleotides. RefSeq lists its product as uncharacterized. The record is from RefSeq and is a predicted model, not a curated record. The coding region runs from base 294 to 887 and encodes 197 amino acids. NCBI's taxonomy places the organism in Eukaryota, Fungi, Basidiomycota, Agaricomycetes, Polyporales, Fomitopsidaceae. The transcript has 4 exons.
CACCAGCAUCUCCAGAGCCUUCUCAGCCCUCGUCAUCACCCCAGCCCAGGAUGUACCGGCGUACCAUCGAGGAGGACGCUUCCUCGAUUGCCGAGGGGAUUCGCAAACAUUUGUAUCCGGAAUCGGACCGAGAGCCUCUGAUCCACAUACUAGAGAAGAUUAGGCGGUUGGCUCGAGAACUACCACUGGCCUCGGCUGGAGCCUUCACAGCGGAGGCAGACAGACUUAGUGAUCUUGAGCGAGAUGUUUGCAAGACCGAAUAUGGCAGGACUCGUCCCGCUCCCUAGGACAGCAUGCGAUUAUCCCCGGCUCCUGCGCCUUCGCGAGGGGGAGGCGGCAUACUUGAGCACCUGAGGAAAGCAGCCCCUGGGCAGAGCGUCAGCGAGCUCGUCGAUCCGCCGCCACCGUCAUUCCUCCGGUCACCACGUCUGGACCUGCCAUACGAGCCAUUCGAGCCAGCGUUCCUUGCGAGCCUGAGCAAGGACCUCGACAAGGGAUUCCCUCAGGUCCCACCGCCAUCGAGGGCUGUACCGCACCCGUUCGCGACGCACGACGUUGCUGAAGACGACUGGCAGCGGUUCCUGCAUGAUGUCAAGGUGGCAGGCUCGCUUUCGCCCGCGAACCGCAUAGCAGCCGCGGUUGCACCGAUAUCUAUGCAUGCUGGGCUGACGGGCAUGCUGGUGACGAAAGGAAUCGAGCAUGUAAUGAGGAACAAGAAGACUGGCGCUGUGGGCGAGUUGAUCGAUCUGUGGAACGUGUAUUUCUUCUAUCCGCGGCGGAUGACCGUCGUCCUUGCGAAGGGUUCACGAAAGGCUCGCAAGGGAAAGAAGAAGGAUGAUGAGAAGUGGCGAUUGAUCAUUGCUUACCAGCCCGACGGCGGGUUCUGA